AUGAGCCCAUCGGUUCGUUUCAGAAAACCGACUUCAAUCGCUUAUAUCCUGGAUCGAGAUUUUUCACUCAUGACCACAUGUACCGCGGAGCAUGAACUUCGGACCUUUUUCGAGCAAUUCGGCGACGUUAAAGAUGUGAAGAUCGUUCGAGACUGUACCGGUGUAUGUAAAGGAUAUGGUUUCAUUACUUACGAAACAGAGGAAGAGAAAUGUGGAGUAUUGGAAUUUAAAGGACGACAGUUGAACAUCGGCCCUGCCAUACGAAAGGCCAGCAGUCUAUCCCGCACUAUUGGUAACGAGCAGAGACAUCAUUCCUCAAGGUACUGUUCUCUGCAACAACGGCAUGCCCCUGACAUUUCAGAACGGGCUUACGGUCUUGGCCAGUCCGGACGCGUACGCCGUCGCUCAACCGACCCAGGUACCGACGAUUUGGUCCCGUGUUCUAAUUAUGAUAUAUGUGACCGUUGCUACAUCCCUCUUGUGCAGGCAAACUCCAUGGCAUAUCCCGUCGUGGUGCCGCAACACGUUUACGUGGCACCGCCGUUGUUAUGUUCGCAGCUGCAGUGUUUAAACGCGCAGCAGUUGCAGGGUAUUUCAUAUGCGGGACAGACACCAAAUAAUAGUCAGGUAAUGAUUUAUUGA
Molecule: messenger RNA, 642 nt
Organism: Soboliphyme baturini
Lineage: Eukaryota; Metazoa; Nematoda; Enoplea; Dioctophymatida; Soboliphymatidae
Source: the annotation of a GenBank genome assembly